AUGGGUCGGGGGAACAAGGGCAAGAGAUUGAAAAGGGAAAAAGAAGGCUUUCUGUUUGAUGACAGAUCUGCAGAUGGGGCCCCAGCCUGGGUCGUGGCUGGCUGUGUGAUCCUUAAAUCACACUUCGCAGUUUCCCUGCAGACAGUGAAGUUAUACCUGCAGGUUUAUAGCUAUACACAUGGGCCCCAUCCUGAUAUUUUAAUGUACAACUGCUGGAUCCAAGACUGGAAUCCAGGUUUCCGGUCUCCUUGUCCUGCUGUAGUCCUUGGCCCUAGUGACCCUCUUCCUUCUCUUUUUCCAGAUAAGCUGUUUGGGAAACGGUUGCUACAAGCAGGCCGAUAUAUCAUGUCCCACAAAUCAUGGAUGAAGACGGUGCCCACGGAGAACUGUGAUGUCCUCAUGACCUUCCCAGACACGACUGACGACCACACCCUACUGUGGCUUCUGAAUCACAUCCGUGUGGGCAUCCCUGAGCUCAUAGUGCAAGUUCGGCACCAUCGGCACACAAGGACCUACGGCUUCUUUCUCACCGCCACCUAUGAGAGCCUGCUCCGCGGGGCUGACGAGCUGGGGUUGCGGAAGGCCGUGAAGGCCGAGUUCGGCGGCGGCACUCGGGGCUUCUCUUGCGAGGAGGACUUCAUCUACGAGAAUGUGGAGAGUGAGCUCCGCUUCUUCACCUCCCAGGAGCGGCAGAGCAUCAUCCGCUUUUGGCUGGAGAACCUGCGGGCCAAGGCCGGGGAGGCGCUGCACAACGUGCGCUUCUUGGAGGACCAGCCCAUCAGUGUGCCCCAGCGGGCGGGGCGGGGCGCCUGCCCAGAAAACGAUUGGCCGGAGUCACGAAGGGCGUUAAAGGGGGGUGAGCCCAAUGACUGGAGAGGCCUACGGUUGAAAGUCACCCUAGUGAACUGGGGUGGGCUUCCCUCCACGGGGUGCUCUCCUUCUCCGCCCCACUUUUCCCCUGGCCCUGGCCCCUUCCAACGCUGCCUCGUUCUCCCCCAGAUGUUAGCCACCCUGCUUAUCACCCGUCAGUUCCUGCAGAACAUCCGGGAGGUUCUCCAGCCGCACCUGUACCGACGGCUGACCAGUGGGGACCUGAGUGCCCGCACCCUCUGGGAAUUCUCCAAGACUUUCCUGCAGCUGCUUACUCACAGGCCUCCCGCCCCAGAGGCCCGGCCCCGAGAGCCGCUGGCAGGACCCCCUGAGCCCAGGGCCCAGGAGGCCGGUGGCGGUGGGGGCCGGAAGUGCCUCAAUGGGGGCUGCGGGGUCCCUGAGGAGGAGGAGGAGGAGAGGCGGAGGCGGGCUGGGGAGGGAGGGGAAGAGGCAGGAGGCGGGGGUGGGGGGGAGGAGGAGGACGAGGAGGAAGAGGAGGAGGACGAGGAGGAAGAGGAGGAGGAAGAAAGCCUUCUGGACUGUGGUCUAAAGCUAAGAAAGGUGAGCUUUGCCGAGCGGGCUGAGCGGCAGCGGCGGGCAGGCCCCACAGGUCCCGAGAACUUCCUGGAAGAGGGUAGCCCGACCAUGGUGGACAAAGGCCUGGACCCAGCAGCUGUGUUUGCCUUGUGUGAGGAUGAAGAGGAUGCUGAGGAGCCUUCAGACAGCCCUGGCAGGGAGCCCCUAGGAGCCCCCGGGGGCCUGCGUGGGGAACGACCCGGGGGGGAGGGCCGAGAUCAGGGGACUGGUGAGGAGGAGGCCGAGGCCUCCGGCCCUGGGGAGGACAAGCGGAAGAAGGCCAACCGCACGUCCUGGAUUGACCCUCCUGAGGAAGACUACUCCCCCCAGCUGACCCAGGCCGAGCUGGAGAGCUGCAUGAAAAAAUAUGAGGACCCCUUCCAGGACUACCAGGAGAUGUUUGUCCAGUUUGGCUACGUGGUGCUCUUCUCCUCAGCCUUCCCCCUGGCUGCCCUCUGUGCCCUGGUCAACAACCUCAUCGAGAUCCGUAGCGAUGCCUUCAAGCUGUGCACAGGCCUCCAGCGGCCUUUUGGGCAGCGUGUCGAUAGCAUCGGCCAGUGGCAGAAGGUGAUGGAGGCCAUGGGCAUCCUGGCCAUUGUGGUGAACUGUUACCUGAUUGGUCAAUGCGGCCAACUCCAACGCCUCUUCCCAUGGCUGAGCCCUGAGGCUGCCAUCAUUUCCGUAGUAGUGCUAGAGCACUUUGCCCUGUUUCUGAAGUACCUCAUCCAGGCGGCCAUCCCGGACAUCCCUGCCUGGGUAGCUGAGGAGAUGGCCAAGCUGGAACACCAGCGGCGAGAGGCCUUCAAGAAACACGAGCGCCAGGCUCAGCACCAUUACCAGCAGCAGCAGCGGCGAAGGCGGGAGGAGGAAGAGCGGCAAAGACACGCGGAGCACCAUGCCCGACGGGAACGUGAGGCUGGGCGUGAGGAAGGCCGGGCUGAGGGCAGUGGUCCAGAUCUUGCCCCCGAGAAGGCACCGGCCAAGGCCAAGGGUGGGCCCGGCCCAGAUCGGCCCAAACGGCCAGGCUCCCUGCUCGCCCCCAACAAUGUCAUGAAACUCAAGCACAUGAUCCCCCUCCAGGGGAAGUUUCUGUCCUCAUCCUCUUCGUCGUCAUCCUCUGCAGGGGGUGCUGGCCCAGCCACACGCCAGCCUCAGGCACCCUCACCCACAGGAGACACCCGCCUGCCUGCCUUCCUCAGCUUUAAGUUCCUUAAGUCACCGGAGGCCAAGCGAGACCAAGAGCGCAGCCACUCGCCUCCCAAGCCCUUCCACGCGGGCAAGCUCUUCCCCUUUGGGGGCCGGGCAGAGUCCACCCCUGCAUCUAACGGGGCAGGCGGGGGGCAGGUGCGACCUGACAGCGCUCCCAGCAAGGCCCAGCGCCCUGGGCUGGCAGAUGAGGCCGGCGGGGAAGAGCCAGACGCUCGUGCAGAGGACGAAGGCUCAGGGACAGCGCAGCCAGCUUCUGGCGUCCCCUCCCGUGCCCACCGCCGGAGCCCUGCACCACCACGCCGCUCCUGCCCACCGUCGCCCAAUACACCCCCGCCCACAGGCUGCUGGCAAUGGGAGGGCCCCUGGAGUUGUGGGGGGGAGGGGGGAGCCACCAGAGGGGAGGGCUAUGGACCAGAGUGCCCACCCUGUGCCCGGGCCCCAGGGAGCCCUGCCUGGGUCCCUGCCCCACUCCCUGUACCCCCUGCUCAGGGUGAGGACAGCUUCUCCAGCCCCCCACUCCCAGGGCCCUACCCUCUGCCCCCAGCUGACAGCCCCAGCCCUAGCCCCAGUCCCCAAGCCAUCUGCUGGCCAGCUGGGUGGCACUAGCCAGCCCCACCUCUUCCCACUGUCUCCUCCACUCCUGACGCCCUGGGCUUUCCUUCAUUCACAUAUGCAAUAUGAGUUAUUAAUGCAAGGAGCUGAGGCUGAGCAUGACUGAUGAGAGAUGGGCAGCCUGGCCUUUAGGCCAGGGAGGGAGAGGGGUGGAUUAGGAGGGUCUGCUUUGGCGCACGCCAGCCUGGCCUGUCCUGGCCUGUCCCAGGGGCCGGGGGUGGGGGGGUUAGGAUCCACCAGGCCCCAUCUGUUUGCUCCCCAACUACUCCCUAGGGCUCUGAUGGUUGUCCUCUGUUCAGAGGUGAAGAGGAAAAGGCAAGUUUUCUGCUGUCUUCUUUCUUUCAAUCCAGAAGGAAAUACCUAACGGGGAUUAUUUUGAUUUCUUCUUAAUUUAUUUUGUCAUAUUUUUGUAAACUUUGCAGAAAUGCAAUAAAAUAUAUUUCAACAAACCUGUGUGGUG
This is a messenger RNA of Gracilinanus agilis (Agile Gracile Mouse Opossum), 3727 nucleotides long. It is a transcript of the gene ANO8, whose product is annotated as anoctamin 8. Gene Ontology annotation, cellular component: plasma membrane. Gene Ontology annotation, biological process: chloride transmembrane transport. The record is from RefSeq and is a predicted model, not a curated record. Gene Ontology annotation, molecular function: chloride channel activity. NCBI's taxonomy places the organism in Eukaryota, Metazoa, Chordata, Mammalia, Didelphimorphia, Didelphidae.